Didymodactylos carnosus is the source of this 332-nucleotide messenger RNA. Lineage: Eukaryota; Metazoa; Rotifera; Eurotatoria; Philodinida; Philodinidae. The record is from the annotation of a GenBank genome assembly.
AUCCUGCCUCAGAAGUACCAAAAUUAGAACAAUGGUUUGCUAUUGAAACACAUCCCGAUCAUAUAUUAAUCGAACGUAUAUGUCAUGAAUUAAAUGAAGGUGAUUAUCGAACAAAAUUUCCAAAAUUAGAAUCAAAACAUAUUCGACUUUGGUUUAAAAAUCAUCGUGCAAAAGUAAAACGAAUAUGUCGAAUAAAUACAACUGAUACAUCACUCACACUUCCAUUGCCAACUCCGACCACACCAACAAAUGAUUUAAAUAACAAAAAUUCAAAUAAUCAAGAAUGUGUGACAAAUGAACAAGUCAAUAUCGACGAUGAUAUUGAUACAUGA